CGGCCCCCGCCCCCGCCCCCGCGUGGGCAUGACUCUUCCCGGCUUCUCUCCAGGGGCCGCAGCCAACGGCCAGCACUCCUGCCUCCAGACUGCGCGACGCCACACAGCUCCCCAGGAUUCCCACCACCGCCCUCCCGGCCUGCAGUGCCAACACGUGACCUGUAGAGCAGUGCGUUGGGGAAGCUGAGGUUGGUGCACCUCUGGCAUGGCGAGUGCCGAAGAGCGGGAAGGCACCGUGCAGGUGCAGGGCCAGAGCCUCUUCUUCCGAGAGGCCUGGCCAGACGGUGGGCAGGCCCCUCGCUUCUCUGUGCUGCUGCUGCACGGCAUUCGCUUCUCCUCCGAGACCUGGCAGAACCUGGGCACGCUACGCAGGCUGGCCCAGGCUGGCUACAGGGCGGUGGCCAUUGACCUGCCAGGCCUAGGGCGCUCCAAGGACGCGGCAGCCCCUGCCCCUCUUGGGGAGCUGGUCCCUGGCAGCUUCCUAGCAGCUGUGGUGGCGGCCUUGGAGCUGGGUCCCCCUGUGGUGAUCAGUCCCUCCAUGAGUGGCAUGUACUCCCUGCCCUUCCUCACGGCCCCCGGCUCGCAGCUCCGGGGCUACGUGCCCGUGGCCCCCAUCUGCACCGACAAAAUCAGUGCCGCCAACUACGCCAGUGUGAAGGUUCCGGCCCUGAUUGUCUAUGGAGACCAGGACCCCAUGGGUCACAGCAGCUUUGAGCACCUGAAGCAGCUGCCCAACCACCGUGUGCUGGUCCUGGAGGGGGCGGGGCACCCCUGUUACCUGGACAAACCCGAGGAGUGGCAUACAGGGCUGCUGCACUUCCUGCAGGGGCUGGCAUAAACUCCGCCCUUUGGCACCUGUAGACUGCCUUCCCCCGGAUCU
Messenger RNA from Ochotona princeps (American pika), 880 nucleotides. RefSeq names its product abhydrolase domain containing 14B (gene ABHD14B). NCBI's taxonomy places the organism in Eukaryota, Metazoa, Chordata, Mammalia, Lagomorpha, Ochotonidae. Bases 206 to 838 code for a protein of 210 amino acids. Gene Ontology annotation, cellular component: cytoplasm. The transcript is spliced from 5 exons. The record is from RefSeq and is a predicted model, not a curated record.